This is a messenger RNA of Nothobranchius furzeri (turquoise killifish), 2166 nucleotides long. It is a transcript of the gene tpp1, whose product is annotated as tripeptidyl peptidase I. Gene Ontology annotation, molecular function: serine-type endopeptidase activity; tripeptidyl-peptidase activity. The record is from RefSeq and is a predicted model, not a curated record. NCBI's taxonomy places the organism in Eukaryota, Metazoa, Chordata, Actinopteri, Cyprinodontiformes, Nothobranchiidae. Gene Ontology annotation, biological process: central nervous system development; proteolysis.
UAGGAUUCCAAAUGACGUAUCCGGCGACAACAGCGAAACGAGCUGCCUUUAUAGCAGGCUAGUCACUGCCGUGACACCAUGAAGAUACUAUUGACCUUCUCCAUCCCCCUGUUAUGCACCUCCUUGGUCUGGUGUGGAUAUCUUGAAUAUGACCAAGAUGUCCUGAUUUCUAAGGACUGGACUCAUGAUGGUCGAGCUGAUGCCUCAGAUGAGCUGAAGCUGACCUUUGCCCUGAAGCAGCAGAACAUUCAUCUGUUGGAGGAAAGACUCAGGCUGGUGUCAGACCCAGAUUCAGCUCAUUAUGGAAAAUAUCUCAGUCUUGAAGAAGUCGCUUCUCUUGUUCGUCCGUCUGAACUCACCCAGAAAACGGUGCAUAGCUGGCUGCAGCAUCAUGGGAUUUCAAGCUGUCACACUGUUCACACUCAGGACUUUUUACAGUGCACCAUGACUGCAGAGAUUGCUGAGAAGCUUCUUCCAGGAAGUAGGUUUCACCAUUACGUCAGAGACGGCCAGUCUAUUGUGAGAUCCUCAGGUCCAUACGCUGUUAGCGACGAUGUUCACCAACACCUUGAUUUUGUUGGAGGACUUCACCGCCUCCCGCCUACAAAGAAAGACGGCAACAGGAAGCAGCAGAAGUUUAAAGGAGAAGUGCACCUCGGAGUGACUCCCGCCAUCCUGAGGGAGCGCUACAAUCUGACAGCAGCUGAUGUGGGAUCAGAUCAGGACAACAGACAGGCUGUAGCUCAAUUCUUGGAGCAGUACUACCACCCUGCUGACCUGGCCGAGUUCAUGAGCAUAUUUGGUCGGACGUUCAAGCAUCUGUCCGAGGUGGAUCAAGUCAUAGGCACCCAGGGUGAAGGAAAAGCUGGUAUAGAGGCCAGUCUGGAUGUGGAGUACAUCAUGAGCACAGGGGCAAACAUCUCCACAUGGGUCUUCUCUAAUUCAGGUCGUCACGAGUCCCAGGAGCCCUUCCUGCAGUGGAUUUUGUUGCUCAGCAACAUGUCCGACCUGCCCCGGGUUCACACCAUCAGCUACGGGGACGACGAGGACAGCCUGUCCACCGCCUACAUGAUGCGCAUCAACACCGAGUUUAUGAAGGCUGGAGUCAGGGGGAUCUCUCUGCUCUUUGCUUCUGGUGACAACGGUGCAGGAUGCAGGCACAUGGGUAAAGAUCAGAACACCUUCAGGCCCAGUUUUCCAGCCUCAAGCCCUUACGUGACCACAGUUGGAGGAACGUCCUUCAAGAAUCCGUUCAAAGUCUCCUAUGAAGUCACAGAUUACAUCAGCGGAGGAGGUUUUAGCAACGUCUUCAAGAUGCCGGACUACCAGGCCAGCGCUGUGGAGGCGUAUCUGAAGACCGGCACAUCAGCUCUCCCUCCUGCGUCCUACUUCAACACCAGCGGCCGGGCCUACCCAGACAUGGCGGCCCUGUCCAAAAAUUACUGGGUGGUCAUGGACAGAGUGCCCAUCCCCUGGGUGUCUGGGACUUCGGCAUCAACUCCUGUGGUUGGGGGCAUGCUGUCCCUCAUCAACGGUCAGCGGUUUGCAAAGGGCUUACCUGCCCUGGGCUUCUUAAACCCGCUCCUCUACAAGCUGAAGGGACAGGGUCUGUUUGACGUGACUGAAGGGUGUCAACAGGCCUGUCUGGAUGAGCAGGUUCAGGGGAAGGGUUUCUGUUCUGCACCGUCGUGGGACCCGGUUACAGGCUGGGGAACUCCUAACUACCCCGCACUGCUGCAGGCACUCCUGAAUGAGCGACCGGAACUCUAGUGUGUGCUCUGAGAGCAGCUACUAUGUGCAAAUUUUAACUUUUGAUCAGGUUCUUGGUGCCAAAAGAUGAGACAAGUGGCACUAGAAAAACUCUGGAUGAUUGCUGCUUUGUUCACCUCCGAAACCCACUCCAGGUUCUCCCAAUCCCUUUAAUCAUCACUGAAAAAUCUUUUUUUUUUACUGCACUGAAUUUUCUCCUGAAUCUACAGAAAAGUGAGCAUAAACAGAAAUCUGAGGCUUUAAAUUUUCGUGUUUAGAUUUUUGGGAACGGGAUAGUACUAUGCAAUGGAUCCUUUAAUGAGAACUGGAUUAUAAAUGAACACUAUACUGGAUGUAGUUAAUGAGAAUGUUUUAGGGGUUUUGUUUCUUUUUCUAUUAAAUGUUUUAUCAGGAUGA